UCCAUUCUUCACUACCCUUUGUUCUUUGAUCUUGCUAUUGAGCAUGGAGUUGUCAUCUGCAGCUAAUAUGAUAACUCCCAGACAAUUUAUCAGAGAUGGGGAGACAUUAAUUUCGUCCUCCCAAAACUUUGAGCUAGGCUUCUUUUCUCCAGGAAAAUCAAACUACAGGUACGUGGGGAUCUGGUACAAGAUUAGUCCUGAGAUAGUUAUGUGGGUUGCAAACAGAAAAGAUCCGAUUCCAGAUCAUCAAGGAGCUUUAAUUAUCAGCAACAACGGAAGUCUUGUACUUAUCAACCAAAAUAAGAGCAUUAUCUUGUCUUCCAACUCAUCCAGGGUGCCAGAAAAUCCAGUGGUACAACUCCUAGAUUCUGGAAACCUUGUUCUUAGGGACAGUAAUGACAGGAAUCCUGAAAGCUACAUGUGGCAGAGUUUUGAUUAUCCAUCAGACACAUUGUUAGAAGGCAUGAAGUUGGGAUGGAACUUAAAAACUAGUUUUGAGCGACAAUUGACCCCAUGGAAAAGUGAAGAUGAUCCAGCCCCAGGAGAAUCUAGCCUCAGACUUGACAUUAGUGGGGUGCCUCAACUAGUCAUUGGUACGCCAUCAAGGAAAUCAGUUCGUAGUGGACCAUGGAAUGGUCUUCAGUUCGGUGGCAUUCCCAUGAUGCACAACAAGGUCUUCAAACCAAUGUUGGUGCACAAAGAAGAUGAGUUGUAUUACGCAUAUGAGCCUUUUGACAAGACAGUUAUCACAAGAUUAAUGGUGGAUCCAACAGGUCAUAUGCAGCGUCUUGUAUGGAAUGAGAAGUUUAGGGGAUGGCGUAUUGUGUACUCUUGGCCAUAAGACAUUUGUGAUAAUUAUGCACAGUG
Pistacia vera is the source of this 867-nucleotide messenger RNA. Its product is annotated as G-type lectin S-receptor-like serine/threonine-protein kinase At4g27290. Gene Ontology annotation, biological process: recognition of pollen. Bases 44 to 841 code for a protein of 265 amino acids. Lineage: Eukaryota; Viridiplantae; Streptophyta; Magnoliopsida; Sapindales; Anacardiaceae. The record is from RefSeq and is a predicted model, not a curated record. The transcript has a single exon.